Molecule: messenger RNA, 3910 nt
Organism: Leptomonas pyrrhocoris
Lineage: Eukaryota; Euglenozoa; Kinetoplastea; Trypanosomatida; Trypanosomatidae
Product: putative kinesin K39
Exons: 1
Coding region: 896-3910 (1004 amino acids)
Biological process (GO): microtubule-based movement
Molecular function (GO): microtubule motor activity; microtubule binding; ATP binding
Source: RefSeq, a predicted model, not a curated record
AGACAAACAAGACCUAUUUGUUUUGCUACUGUUUGGAAAUUUCAGCUUUCUUUUCUUCCUCUGAUAGCGUUAACCAAACAAAACCCGGAAAAACCCCGUAAUAAUACACAGCCACCAACAUACACACACACACACACACACACGCUGCAAUUCUAAACCGCGUCCAACGACACACGACGUAGCGCGGAGGGCGAGACCGACAGAGGAGCUUGAGAUCUUCCCUCUAUCGUUUCCACGAGUCGAAACGUGAAGCUGCAGGUUGGCGGUCGGGACGAAUUUGAUCAGCGAACAUCACUCUUCAACAGAAGAAGAAAGAAACAUACAUGUUCAACGCGCUACUUUUUUUUAUCGAACACUCUUUUGCUGUUGGGGACCGUUAAGUGGUUGGCCGAUUAUCGCCACCAUCACUCGCUCCUCUCACGCCACCUGGCUGAUCGGCUUUCCCUGCAUGCGAGCUCGCCCAACUCCAGCCAGUCUCUCCACGGAUCAUGGCGCGCUCAAUCGCACGAAAGUCGGAAAAAGAGCGAGUGCAGGUCUCCGUGCGGGUGCGUCCCCUCGAACCCCGAGAAAAGAAAGCCGCCGACGGAUCGCUGAUCACGGUGGUGGCCAACCAAGCAACAGCCGUGGUCACGGUGACGCCGGUGGCCAGCAGCAGCGGCACCUGCACCGCCGAUGUGGGAGCUGAUGGAGCGUUGGGGAGCCGGAGGGCGGCACAGGACUUCCAGUUCGAUCACGUGUUCUGGUCUGUGGACAGCCCGAUGCGUCCGGCAGCCGCCCGGCGACGCAGGCGGACGUGUUCCAGAAGAUCGGGUUCCCGCUGGUGGAGCACGCGUUCGGCGGGUUCAACUCGUGCCUGUUCGCGUACGGGCAGACAGGCAGCGGGAAGACGUACACGAUGAUGGGCGCGGACGUGAGCGCGCUGGGCGGCGAGGGCAGCGGCGUGACGCCGCGGAUCUGCCUGGAGAUCUUCGCGCGCAAGGCGAGCGUGGAGGCGGAGGGGCACUCGCGGUGGUCCGUGGAGCUUGGGUACGUGGAGGUGUACAACGAGCGGGUGUCGGACCUGCUUGCGAAGCGGAGGAAGGGCGCGAAGGCCGCGGACGAGGAGUGCGUGGAGGUGCGCGAGCACCCGAGCCGCGGCGUGUUCCUGGAGGGCCAGCGGCUUGUGGAGGUGGCGAGCCUCGACGACGUGGUGCGGCUGAUGGAGGUGGGCAACGGCGUGCGGCACACGGCGGCGACGAAGAUGAACGACCGGAGCAGCCGGAGCCACGCGAUCGUGAUGCUUGUGCUGCACGAGGAGCGGACGAUGACGACGAAGGCGGGCGAGACGAUCAAGACUGCUGGCAAGAGCAGCCGGAUGAACCUUGUGGACCUUGCGGGGUCGGAGCGCGUUGCGCAGUCGCAGGUGGAGGGGCAGCAGUUCAAGGAGGCCACGCACAUCAACCUGUCGCUGACGACGCUGGGGCGUGUGAUCGACGCGCUUGCGGACAUGGCGGAGAAGAAGGGCAAGUCGCAGUGGACGCUGCCGCCCUACCGCGACUCGAAGCUGACGUUCAUCCUGAAGGACUCGCUUGGCGGGAACUCGAAGACGUUCAUGCUUGCGACGGUGAGCCCGAGCGCGCUGAACUACGACGAGACGCUGAGCACGCUGCGUUACGCCUCCCGCGCGCGCGAGAUCGUGACGGUUGCGCAGGUGAACGAGGACCCGCGCGCGCGGCGCAUCCGCGAGCUGGAGGAGCAGAUGGCGAGCAUGCGCGAGAACCUGAGCGCUGCGGACCCUGCGUACGUGUCGGAGCUGGAGGAGAAGCUUGCGCUGCUGGAGGCGGAGGCGCAGAAGCGCGCGGCGGACCUGCAGGCGCUGGAGAAGGAGCGUGAGCACAACCAGCUGCAGGAGCGGCUGCUGCGGGCGACGGAGGCGGAGAGGAGCGAGCUGGAGUCGCGUGCUGCUGCGCUGCAGCAGGAGAUGAGUGCGACGCGGCGGCAGGCGGACGAGAUGCAGGCGCAGAACCUGCGUCUGAAGGAGGAGCAGGCGCGCAAGGAGCGUGAGCUGAUGGAGGAGAUGGCGGCGAAGGAGGCGGCCGUCGCAGAGCAGCAGCUGCUGGUGGCAGAAAAGGAGAGGGUGCUGAGGGAAACAGUGCGCAACUUGGAAGAAGAACGUCGAGCGCGCGAGUCGGUGAUGACGUCGCUCCGUGCCCAUCAAAGCCGACUGGAGCAAGCGCUUCAAGACAAGAAGCAGUCGGACGCGCAACGCCAUAGUCUCGUUGAGGAAAAGCGACAACUAGAGGAACAGUGGGCAGUCGAGCAACGACAACAGUCCGCCUACAUUGAGCGACUGGUAACGCAGCUGAAGCGGAGUCAGCAAGAACUGCUGUUCUCUGUUCAGCAGACUUCUGUCGUGGCAGAGGAGAUCCAAAGUCGGCACAGCCUCUCGUCGCAACACGACGAUCAACUGGCCGCGCUGCAUGCGGCUCAACACCAAAAUCUACAGCAUCGGAUUGCGCUCCACACAGACCGUCUCCAACAGCAGUUGAGCGAGAAGGACAGAACACUUCAGGUCGCCAACGUACUUCACACGAAACAGAUGGCAGAAAGGGAAGAGGCGCUCCGCGAUCACCACGAUCGAGCACAGCAGCUCGAGCAGCAGCUGGCGGACUCGAGGACGCAGGCGGCGAGCGCCGAGGCGGAGCGCGGCGAGCUGUCGACGCGGCUGAAGAAGCUGGAGGGCGAGCACGCGAAGCUCGACAAGGCGCACGCGAAGCUUGAGAGCACGCAUGCCCAGCUGGGGGACUCGUACAAGCAGCUGGACGCCGCGAAGGCCGCGCUGGAGCAGCAGCUGGCGGACUCGAGGACGCAGGCGGCGAGCGCCGAGGCGGAGCGCGGCGAGCUGUCGACGCGGCUGAAGAAGCUGGAGGGCGAGCACGCGAAGCUCGACAAGGCGCACGCGAAGCUUGAGAGCACGCAUGCCCAGCUGGGGGACUCGUACAAGCAGCUGGACGCCGCGAAGGCCGCGCUGGAGCAGCAGCUGGCGGACUCGAGGACGCAGGCGGCGAGCGCCGAGGCGGAGCGCGGCGAGCUGUCGACGCGGCUGAAGAAGCUGGAGGGCGAGCACGCGAAGCUCGACAAGGCGCACGCGAAGCUUGAGAGCACGCAUGCCCAGCUGGGGGACUCGUACAAGCAGCUGGACGCCGCGAAGGCCGCGCUGGAGCAGCAGCUGGCGGACUCGAGGACGCAGGCGGCGAGCGCCGAGGCGGAGCGCGGCGAGCUGUCGACGCGGCUGAAGAAGCUGGAGGGCGAGCACGCGAAGCUCGACAAGGCGCACGCGAAGCUUGAGAGCACGCAUGCCCAGCUGGGGGACUCGUACAAGCAGCUGGACGCCGCGAAGGCCGCGCUGGAGCAGCAGCUGGCGGACUCGAGGACGCAGGCGGCGAGCGCCGAGGCGGAGCGCGGCGAGCUGUCGACGCGGCUGAAGAAGCUGGAGGGCGAGCACGCGAAGCUCGACAAGGCGCACGCCGAAGCUGUUGCUGGUGGCAGAGAAUCCGCUGAGUGUGCUGUACGUCUGAAAGAGAGGUGCUCAACGUUGUCGGAUGUCAUCGGGGCACUGGAAAGGGAAGCGAAGGAAUCUGCUGAGCGGCUGAAGGAGGCUAACGCAACGGCGUCGCAGUUAGCGGAGGAGGUGCGUACGGCGGAACGGUCUCGCCAGGACUGUAAAGCUCGAUGUGGCGAGCUGGAGGUGCGGCUGAGCAUGCACCGCGCGAUGCAAGUGAAGGGGAUAUCGUUUGGAUCGGCGGAUAUGUUCCGCGAGCUAAACAAGAAUGUGCCGGCUCCACUGGAGAAGAAGGCGUCGAAUGAGAUGGGCUACCCAGUAACGGCGCGGCUCGGUGCUCUGUUACGGCGCAGGGAGGCACUGGAAUGA